UCUUUCUGUUUGGUCCUUUGCUUCUUUUUCUUUUUUACUAUAUAUUUUGAAUGUGUGUGUAUAAUCUUUGAUUACUUAUACUUUCGCCAUUAAAAGCUUUUACUGUUUGUGUCCCACGAAAAUCCCACCUUCGCCAACCCAAAAAUCUUCUCUUUUUGUUCUUAUUUAAGCUCUCUAUUUGCUUUACUGGGAAACUCGAGUUUUUUCAAUGGGUAAACAAGGAAGAAGAAAGAUGGUUUGUUAUGCUCUGUUUUUGGUUGCUCUGUUUCAGUGCAAAUUCUGGGCUGUUGCGAUUUUAGACCCACUUGAUUUUCUGGCUUUACAGUCAAUUAGAAAGUCUCUACAUGAUUUGCCCGGCUCUACUUUCUUUGCUUCAUGGGAUUUCACCUCUGAACCUUGUAACUUCGCCGGAGUUUACUGCGAUUCCGAUAGAGUUGUAGCUCUUAAUCUGGGUGACCUGCGUGCCGGUUCUCCGGGUUUAACAGGAAAAAUCGACGUUGCCAUUGGUAAAUUAUCUGCUCUUGCUGAGUUUUCUAUUGUUCCGGGUCGGAUAUAUGGACCGUUGCCGCCCUCAAUUUCGCACUUGAAGAAGCUUCGGUUUUUAGCGAUCAGCCGGAAUUUUAUCUCCCGGAAUAUUUCGGCGACUCUGGGCCAACUGAUAAGUCUUAAAACGCUUGAUCUCAGCUACAAUCAGUUAACCGGAGAAAUACCUCGAUCCAUCGGAACGCUACCGGAGCUCAGCAACGUUAUUCUCUGUCACAACCACCUCUCUGGUUCGGUCCCUCCAUUUCUUUCCCGAGUCUUAACCCGGUUGGACCUCAAACACAAUGCACUCACCGGUUCGCUCGCUCCGGACUCCCUCCCUCCUUCGCUCCAGUCCCUCUCCCUCUCAUGGAACCAACUGUCCGGACCGGUUGACAGGCUUCUAUCCCGGCUCGACCAGUUAAGCUUCCUAGAUUUGAGUUUGAACAAGUUCACCGGUCCCAUUCCCUGCCGGCUGUUCUCAUUUCCAAUUACGAACCUCCAGUUGGAAAGAAACUUAUUCUCCGGUUCCGUCCAACCCGCCGAUCAAGUGACAAUCUCGACCGUUGAUCUAAGUCACAACAGGCUAUCGGGCCAGAUAUCACCAAUGUUCUCCACCGUACAGAAUCUUUACCUGAACAACAACCGUUUCACUGGUAAGGUCCCGGCCGGUAUUGUGGGCCGGUUACUAUCCGGCAACAUACAAAUAUUAUAUUUGCAGCAUAACUAUUUGACGGGGAUGGAGAUUAAAUCGGCGGAUGAGAUUCCUAUAAGCAGUUCGCUGUGUCUACAGUAUAAUUGCAUGGUGCCGCUCGUACAGACGCCAUGCCCGUUCAAGGCCGGCAACGAGAAGACCAGGCCUACCGCCCAGUGUAAUGAAUGGAAAGGGUAGAUUCGUAACUUUCACGAACUUGUGAGGGGCACUUCGGAAAGAAUUUUAUACAUAAGGGGAAAAAUUGAGAAUUUUGGGUUCAUUUAUUUAUUUGGUUUUCAUUUUAUUUUAUGCCUUUUUGAUACUAAAGUGUAUUUGUUAGUGUU
Hibiscus syriacus is the source of this 1560-nucleotide messenger RNA. RefSeq names its product LRR receptor-like serine/threonine-protein kinase ERL1. Bases 209 to 1414 code for a protein of 401 amino acids. The record is from RefSeq and is a predicted model, not a curated record. Gene Ontology annotation, molecular function: protein binding. The transcript has a single exon. Lineage: Eukaryota; Viridiplantae; Streptophyta; Magnoliopsida; Malvales; Malvaceae.